Molecule: messenger RNA, 510 nt
Organism: Tinamus guttatus (white-throated tinamou)
Lineage: Eukaryota; Metazoa; Chordata; Aves; Tinamiformes; Tinamidae
Source: RefSeq, a predicted model, not a curated record
AUGCCCCACGUCAUCGAGAUCUACGACUUCCCGCCGGACUUCCGCACCGAGGACCUGCUGCGCGUCUUCUGCAGCUACCAGAAGAAGGGCUUCGACAUUAAGUGGGUGGAUGAUACGCACGCCCUGGGCAUCUUCUCCAGCCCCAUCACUGGUAGGCGAACGAGCAGGCUGGGCUACAUGGUGGAUGGGAGGCCGGACUCGUCCCCCUUCCCGGCACUGCCGUGUGCUAAUGCUGCCCCGUGCGCUCUCCCAGACUUCCUGCAGCCGGCCAAGGAGCGCCCGGAGACGUCGGCGGCCCUGGCGCGCAGGCUGGUGAUCGGUGCCCUGGGCGUUCGCAGCAACCAGACGCGGGCCCAGCGGGAUGCUGAGCGCAAGAAGCUGCAGGAGGCCCGGGAGAGGAAGCGCCUGGAGAACAAACAGCGGGAAGAUGCCUGGGAAGGCCGGGGGGGAGGCGAGAGGCUGCAGCGUGAGCCCUGCGGGCAGCGCUGCUGGGCGCUCGGCCCCGUGCGC